AUUGAUUUGGGCCAAUUUCUUUUCUUUUAUGUGCGGGCUUCUGGACCAAUUAGUUGUUGCCUGGCUCUCUCCGAUGCCCAUUUUUUUAGCAAUCAACUGGGAAAAAAAAGGGGGAAUUAUUACACGUAUUAAAUACUUAACAGAUCUACAUCAAGGAAACAAAUAAUGAGGCUGUUUGAUGGUUGGUCUUCUUCUUCUUCUUCUUCUUCUCUUUUGUCUCCCACCUUCUGGGUUUUUUUAGUGAUGGACUACCAUAACUCGACGACCUCAGAGGAGGAGGAUGCAAAUGGCAUCAACUUUUGAUUUUUCAAGCUUUUCAAAGCAUAGCGGCAAGGGAGGCGGGAGUCCGUUGCCCGUGACGAUGGAGAACCCCAACCAAUUUUCGUUGGUGGAAAUCACAGAGCCUCUGCCAUCGACAUCUUCUUCUUCUUCCGUAGAUGAGAAGCAGAGAGUGAAGAACAUGAAGCAAUUCAGAUGGGUUUUCCUCCUAAAGAUCCAGAAGGCGUGGUCUUUGCUCUGUUGGGUCUUCUCUGCUUCCUUCGGCAGGCUCUCUUCUGCAAAAAGACGACUGUUUUCCACUGGAAACGAAGGGCGCGGCUACAAGGGCAGGCUAUUAAGGUUCAUUAGGGGAUUUCUGGUAGCUGCCAUGGUGGUUCUGGCCUUUGAAUUGGUUGCCCAUUUCAAGGGGUGGUACGCUCACAGCCUGCGGGUGAUUAGGCCUUCUGAGAUUGACGGCUUCUUGCAUUGGAUUUACCUUCAGUGGCUGGAUUUCAGGGCUGAAUAUAUUGCAAGACCAAUCAAGUUUCUCUCAGAUUUUUGUGUGGUUCUGUUCAUGAUUCAGUCGGUGGAUAGAGUCGUUCUGUGCAUUGGGUGCUUCUGGAUCAAGUUCAGGAGGAUUAAACCACGGGUUGCAGAUGGAGAGGUGCUUGGAUCUGGAGACGUUGAGGCCCAGGGAUCAGAUUUCCCACUGGUUCUUGUUCAAAUUCCCAUGUGUAACGAAAGAGAGGUGUACGAGCAAUCCAUCUCAGCUGUUUGUCAUUUGGAUUGGCCAAAAGACAGGCUGUUGAUACAGAUAUUAGAUGAUUCAGAUGAGGAAGGCAUACAAAAGCUGAUUAAGAAUGAAGUUUCAAAGUGGAGUCAGAAGGGACUGAACAUACUGUACCGUCACCGUUUCAUUAGGACUGGUUACAAGGCCGGUAAUCUCAAAUCUGCAAUGGCUUGUGAUUAUGUGAAGGACUACGAAUUUGUUGCAAUAUUUGAUGCAGACUUCCAGCCAAAUCCUGAUUUCCUGAAGCAGACGAUACCAUAUUUCAAGGGGAAGCCUGAUCUUGGUCUUGUUCAAGCUAGGUGGGGUUUUGUGAAUAAGGAUGAAAAUCUGCUCACUAGGCUUCAGAACAUCAACUUGUGCUUUCACUUUGAGGUGGAGCAGCAAGUAAAUGGUGUUUUCCUGAACUUCUUUGGAUUCAAUGGAACUGCUGGCGUGUGGAGAAUCAAGGCCCUGGAGGAUUCUGGUGGUUGGCUCGAACGCACUACUGUCGAGGAUAUGGACAUAGCUGUCCGUGCUCAUCUCAAAGGAUGGAAGUUUAUCUUUCUUAAUGAUGUUAAGGUCCUUUGUGAAAUUCCAGAAUGCUAUGAAGCAUAUCGGAAGCAGCAGCACCGAUGGCAUUCUGGUCCAAUGCAGCUUUUCCGGUUGUGCCUUCCAGAUAUCAUCACUUCCAAGAUAUCAUUCUGGAAGAAGAUGAACCUCAUAUUCCUCUUCUUUCUUCUAAGGAAGUUAAUCCUCCCAUUCUAUUCCUUCACGCUUUUCUGCAUUAUCCUUCCCUUGACAAUGUUUGUACCAGAAGCCGAGUUGCCAUUAUGGGUCAUAUGUUAUGUUCCUGUUUUUAUGUCAAUCUUAAACAUUAUGCCUGCUCCAAGUUCAUUUCCUUUUGUGGUGCCUUACCUUCUGUUUGAGAACACCAUGUCCGUCACAAAAUUUAAUGCGAUGAUUUCUGGACUGUUCCAAUUGGGUAGUGCUUAUGAGUGGGUUGUCACAAAGAAGACUGGGAGAUCAUCAGAAACAGAUCUAGUAGCAGUUGCAGAGAGGGAAUUGGCAAAGAUGAAACAGCAUAAGCUCCACAGACAAGCUUCUGAAUCUGCAUUAGAGACACUAAGUAAAAUGAGAGAACAGGAAGAAGCUCCUCCUCUCAAGAAGAAGGCCAAUCGCAUAUAUCGCAAGGAGCUAGCACUUGCUCUCCUCCUCCUCACAGCAGCAGUAAGAAGCCUACUCUCUGCUCAAGGCAUCCAUUUCUACUUCCUUCUGUUUCAAGGAGUGUCUUUUCUACUUGUUGGCUUGGACUUGAUUGGAGAACAGAUAAGCUGAUGCCUUCACAAGAGACGAUGGCACCAACGACCUCCUUCAAUCCAUGUCCGGACGACCAUGGCAAUGAAUUUCUUGGUUCAACUCAAGUCGAGAUGCCCAAUUGGCACCUGAGUUUGAGAUUAUUGAAUCUGGUUUUAUGGCUACAUCUAUCUUUAUGAAAAAUUUCGUUCAUGAAUCAUCUUGUUCUUUGUAGAACACAGCUCCUUUUUCAUAUGGGAACUGUUUGAGGAGUAGGCCUCUUUCCUCUUUCACUCUUUCAGUAGUAUAUAAUACAUAGCAUACAAAAAUUCAUGUUUGUGAUGCUUACCAUUGUACAACAAUGAUAUGUACAUUUAAUUCAUUUAUAUGAUGAAAAAAAAAAGGCUUUCCCUUCUCGGUGAACAAAUUUCGG
Molecule: messenger RNA, 2753 nt
Organism: Nymphaea colorata (pocket water lily)
Lineage: Eukaryota; Viridiplantae; Streptophyta; Magnoliopsida; Nymphaeales; Nymphaeaceae
Product: probable xyloglucan glycosyltransferase 8
Exons: 5
Coding region: 281-2362 (693 amino acids)
Cellular component (GO): Golgi apparatus
Molecular function (GO): glycosyltransferase activity
Source: RefSeq, a predicted model, not a curated record